Trifolium pratense (red clover) is the source of this 1094-nucleotide messenger RNA. RefSeq names its product transcription factor WER-like. The record is from RefSeq and is a predicted model, not a curated record. The transcript is spliced from 3 exons. Lineage: Eukaryota; Viridiplantae; Streptophyta; Magnoliopsida; Fabales; Fabaceae. The coding region runs from base 93 to 860 and encodes 255 amino acids.
UCUCUCUUCCAAUUAUAUUCUCUCUUAAUAUAUAAGACAUCACACACAGCCACCACACAUUCAUACUAAGAAAUAGAAUUGCUAGAGAGAACAUGAUGAGAACUUCUUUUUGUGAAAAAAAUGGAUUGAGAAAAGGCACUUGGACAACUGAGGAAGACAAAAAGUUGAUUGCUUAUGUUACUAGGUAUGGUUGCUGGAAUUGGCGCCAACUACCUAAAUUUGCAGGUCUUGAAAGGUGUGGGAAGAGUUGUAGAUUAAGGUGGUUGAACUAUCUAAAGCCAGGUAUCAAAAGAGGGAACUUUAGUCAACAAGAAGAAGAAACUAUCAUUAAACUUCACCAAAAAUUGGGUAAUAGGUGGAUCAUAAUUGCUGCAAAUUUACCAGGGAGAACAGAUAACGAGAUAAAGAAUUACUGGCACACUAUCUUGAAAAAACGUGUUAUGAAAAAUAGUAUGUCAGACGCUAAAUGUGGAACAAGAAAAGCCAAAGUUUCAGAGUCAAAUGAUCACCCUACAAUGGAAGCUGAAGCCAGUAAAAUUGAUUGUGUAUUAGAGAACAAUAGUAGUCACAAUAUCUCAAAUCCACUUUCUUCAAAAUCAUCUUCAAGUGAAUUUUCUUGCAUAACAAUGGAUAGUGCAGCUACCAAAAUAUCAUAUGAAAAUUCUCUUUUUGAUGACAAUGACAUUCCUUUUAUGAAUGAAUACAUGGAAGCUGUGAGUGAAAAUUUCUGGACAGAGCCAUAUAUGAUAGAGAGUACUUAUGUCCAUCCAAGUGAAGAAGCUAUAUUACUUCCUGCAGGGUGUGAACAUGAAUACUUUAGUCCUAAGUACGAUAUAGAACUUUGGAGCAGUGUAGAAUAACAGGAAUACUUGUAUGGUCACUAAACAUUUAAUUUGGUCAUGCACAUAAUUGAAAAAAAUAGAAAUAGAAAAUAAUUAAAUAAUAUAUAUUUUUUAAAUAAUAUAUGUAUUAUUAUGUUUGACCAAAUUAAGUGUUCCAAUAUUUGUAAACAAACAAGUAAUUUUCCUAGAAAUAAAUGGUUACAUGUGGGGGUUCACACUAUUUGAUUCGAAAAUUUCUCAUCCCACCUACUC